Messenger RNA from Chrysemys picta bellii (western painted turtle), 2440 nucleotides. RefSeq names its product family with sequence similarity 241 member B (gene FAM241B). The record is from RefSeq and is a predicted model, not a curated record. Lineage: Eukaryota; Metazoa; Chordata; Testudines; Emydidae. Gene Ontology annotation, cellular component: intracellular membrane-bounded organelle.
UUCAGAUUUCUGAUAGGCUGUAGCCUGGGCAGUGGCACUGGAACACUUUUAAAAGUGGGAGUGCUGAAAGCCAGCUCCCUUGCCCCGAUCUGCGCCUCCCACCCCAGCUGGGGCCGGGAGCAGUGUCGUGUCUCGGGGAGGUCGGACAGAGCCAGUCCAGAGAACUGCAGUUUACUGUGGAGCCUGAAGAGGGGUUUGCUCAGCUCUGGAGAGCCUUGGCUAGAAGAGAAACUGCCUGCUCACUCACCUCCCUCAACUAACUUCCGGUGAUGUCAGCCUGGAGGAAGUAGCAGUUUGGGUACAAGUCAGUCAGACUGAAUGGAGUAAACAGAGAGAAACUCAACGAGGUGUGACAGGGUGGGUAUAUUGCGUGACCCCAAGGAUGGUCCGGAUUUUGGCCAACGGAGAUAUUGUACAGGAUGAUGACCCCCGGGUGAGAGCAAAUGCUCAGCACAGGGAGAACACCUCCCGGCAGGAGUUUUUCAAUGAGGUGCCUAAUGCAGGCCGUGCUCCACCGCAGCAGCAGGCUGCCAGGCCGGGGGGGCGCUCUCCGUUUUCGGAACUGAACCAGCAGCUAGUGAACAUGGGAUUCCCCCUCUGGAGCCUCGGUAACCAGGUGGUGGAGCCGGUGAUGUCCAUCCUGCUGCUUUUCCUCCUCAUGAUGGUGGGCGUGCGUGGCCUUCUGUUGGUGGGCCUUAUCUACGUGGUCUCACACCUGAGCCAGCGGUGACCGUGCCCUCACACUGGCCACCACUGCUUCCUGCUUGGUGAAAGAAAGACCAGGUUUCCUUGUCAGGUGUGGGUAUGUUUGUGAGUGUGCCUCCCACUGAGAGAGAGAGAGAGUGUGUGUGUGUGUGUGUGUGUGUGUGCAGGUGCAUAGCUGUGUAUCCUGAAAGUAUCUGUGUGUAGCGCUCAAGGGGAAUUGAAGUGUGGAGUUGGGAUGCCCAAGGGCACAAUCCCCAGGUGUAGCAUUUUUUUUCUCACAUUAAGUUGCUCCUUUCUGAGGGUUGCCCAAGUGAGGCUUGGCUUGCCCAGGAGCUUCAGCCACCGGCUAGAGAGGUCAUGCCAGAAGCCCAAACUUUGGUGCAGCUAUAGAAAGGGUCUGGCAUGUCAUGUUGUGUCAUCCAGCACUUAUCAGAUACAGUGCCUAGACCUGAGGGGAACUGAAAUGGGAGCUUAGUUUACAUCUGCAGGUGUGUAGGGCAGUAGGGGUCUCCGAGGAGUAAUAAAACAAACAUGCAUGAAUGUGAGACAAUUUGAAAAUGGCCUGGAGAAGGCAGGGUUUGCUUUGUAAUUCCAAUCAGAUUUUAGAGGUGUAUUGGAAGGGAAGUUUAAAUUAAAAGGAGAAGAGAUAUUGACGGGUUUGAACUGACAGCACAGUAUAUGCUACAUCUUAAACAUAUAGUAUUGGAGGGCUAUUAUAAGGGGCUGAAGGGGGAUAUUAAAAUAGAAAGUGGGAAGACCAGAAAGGAGUUUGAAGAAGAUUAAAACAGGGAAGAAGAAAAGUGUCUGUAAAACAGGUGAUGUCACCUGUGUUUUUGUCUUGCCUGGGUUGUCCGGGAUAUUUGUGUUUGAACAAGAACUUGCUCUGGGACGUUGUCACCGUGGGUGAUACCUUAUACCUGCUGCAAUGGGAAUGAUUCCAACAUUGAGUAACUGGGGAAGUUGGGCUUGGAAAUGUGUGGAUGGAGGAACCAAUUUUUAAACAAUACAGUCCUUGAUAAUUUGCAGAAGUGGAAAUGAAACAUAUCUGCUAAAAACAUGUAAGAGCAGGGUUGUAUUAGGUCUGGUGUGUUUUAAAGCUUUCUUCAAUCCCUCUUUAAGGCCAAGAAACAUAAGAACUUUCAUCUUGAUGAGCUGAGAAUCAGUGAGCAAUAUCUCUCCUCUGUCUUAUAAAUAGGAUUGGGCCUCAGCAAAAACAGCAGAUCCAGACUUCGGGGGAAGUUCACAUCCCGAUCUGGAUCCAUACUUCAUGCCUGUCACUAUAGUGGGCCAAACCAGACCACAGAAUUUAAAUUACCCUGCCCCUCCCCCACAAAUUUGUGGAAGUUUGGAUUCAGGUCCAAAUACAGAUCUGAAUUGUGACUUGGGACCAUAUUGGCUUAUAUCAGCUUUAGUGUGUGUGUGCAUAUGUGUGUGCGUGUGUUGGGGUGGAGAAGCCUUACUGAACACUUGUGUAGCAUGCAUGGACAAAGUGGUUCUUGUUUUUGUUCAAUAAACUGAGUGAAGGAAAUUGUGCAUCACAAAUUGACUGUAAAUUUUUGCCUUCCCCAGUGGAGUAUAAAAAUGCCAAGAGCAACACCUCAAAUUCUCCUCUGGUUCCUGUGAUAACGAGAACCUUCUGCUAAAACAACAAGGAGAAAAAAACCUGUAACAUGACGUUUUAUUAUAAAAUUGAAAUUGUUCUGAGAUACUAGUACAUAAAUCUCUUUCCAAACUG